Lachancea dasiensis is the source of this 768-nucleotide messenger RNA. Lineage: Eukaryota; Fungi; Ascomycota; Saccharomycetes; Saccharomycetales; Saccharomycetaceae. The record is from the annotation of a GenBank genome assembly.
AUGCCAUUCAAGCUAUCUACAAAUUCUUACAAAGAGCAAGACUUACCUGAAGAUCCGCAAGAAUUGUUGAGUGCGGGAAAACAGUUGAUGGAUGAAGUUUGCACCAGCUGGAAAAAGGGUAAAUGCUAUCAUCAUACUCUGAGCUCAAACCCCACGCUAGAUUCCAGUAAAGUCGCAGUACAGACGUAUUACACCAACCGUGAUAAAGACUACUGGCUGAGUCGUGUCAGCGAACAUUCACUGGAUUUAUCCACAUACGAGCGCUUGGUCAAAGUGCUAACGGGAAGUGUGAAAGAGAAUUCCCAGUGGACGCUACGCGAUAGAACUGCUCGCUCGCGGCUAGAAAAGGAAUAUAUAGAAGUGCUAAGUGCUGUUGAAGUGCUGAAAGUCACGGAUUCGGGGUGGGUCGGUGUGAAUCUGGAAUACGAAUUGGGCAAACCACUGACGACCCGUGAGUUUAAUGAGUGGAUAUACAUUAUUCCGCCAUUUCAAGAGGCUGAAGGUGAGGUGUGUAUGGUGAUCAGCGUGGUUGCCGAUGCCCCCUUGAGAGACCCGGAGGCGCAUACCCGUGGAGUUUACACCAGUAUCGAAAUGCUGGAAUACAAUCACAAAUCUCAACAGCUGAAGUGGAAAAUGGCAACCACCAGCGACGCGGGCGGAAACGUGCCAAAGUGGGUGCAAAACUCCAUGAUUGCCAAGACCGUCUCUAAAGACGUGAGCUACAUGUUUGAGUGGCUAGGUCAAGGCAAGGAUAGAGCCAACAUAUAG